Molecule: messenger RNA, 198 nt
Organism: Monoraphidium neglectum
Lineage: Eukaryota; Viridiplantae; Chlorophyta; Chlorophyceae; Sphaeropleales; Selenastraceae
Exons: 1
Source: RefSeq, a predicted model, not a curated record
CUGCUGCGCCUGCUGAAGCCGUCGGUGCUGGUGCCUCUGCUCAACGCAGAGCUGGAUGAAGAGGGCGGCCUCACCACGCUCAUGAGCCGCAAGGGAGACCUCUCGCAGCUGCGGGAUGCGCUCGCUUCUGCAGGGCUCGGGGCUGUCGACGUGGACAUGCCCGCGCCGCCAGGGGAGGCGUUCGCAAUUGCGCUGUAG